AUGGACAACGCGAGCUCCACGGCAGACUUCGUUCUCCUGGGGCUCUUCAACCACACGCGAGCCCAGCAGCUUCUCUUUGCACUGGUCGUGACCAUUGCCUUCACCUCCGUGGUGGGCAAUGCACUCAUGCUGCUCCUGAUUGCCCGGGACCGCCGGCUCCACACGCCCAUGUACUUCCUCCUGAGCCAGCUCUCCCUCAUGGACGUCAUGCUGGUUUCCACCACGGUGCCCAAAAUGGCUGCCGACUACUUGACCGGAAGGAAGUCCAUCUCCCGCGUGGGGUGUGGGUCCCAGAUUUUCUUCUUCCUGACCCUGGCCGGCGGGGAGAGCUUCCUCCUGGCGGCCAUGUCCUACGACCGCUAUGUGGCAAUUUGCCACCCACUGCGCUACCUGGUUCUCAUGAGCUGGCGCUUAUGUCUGCAAGUGACCGCGGGGUCGUGGAUCCUGGGGGCUGCUGACGGCCUCCUGCAGGCUGCCGUCACCCUGAGCUUCCCGUUUUGCAGGUCACGCGAGAUCGACCACUUCUUCUGCGAGGCCCCUGUGCUCAUGCGCCUGGCCUGUGCCCACUCGUCUGUCUUUGAGUAUGCCAUGAACAUCUGCUGCGUGUUGAUGAUCCUCGUCCCCUUCUCCCUCAUCCUGACCUCCUACGGCCUCAUCCUGGCUGCUGUUCUCCACCUGCGCUCCACAGAAGCCUGCAAGAAGGCCUUGGCCACCUGCUCUUCCCACCUGGCAGUGGUGGGACUCUUCUACGGAGCCACCAUGUUUGUCUACAUGAGGUCCAGGUCCUCCAGGUCAGCCAGCCAUGACAAGGCUGUGUCGGCCUUCUACGCCAUCUUCACGCCGGUGCUGAACCCCCUCAUCUACAGCCUGAGGAACAGCGAGGUCAGGGGCGCCCUGAGGAAGUGUGUGGCUCAGGGCAUCUCCCUGGCUGGCAGGAUUCCAUCCCUCUGCCUCGGCUUUUGUGUCUCAGCAAAGUGA
This is a messenger RNA of Lepus europaeus (European hare), 978 nucleotides long. Its product is annotated as olfactory receptor 2T8-like. Gene Ontology annotation, cellular component: membrane. The record is from RefSeq and is a predicted model, not a curated record. The transcript has a single exon. NCBI's taxonomy places the organism in Eukaryota, Metazoa, Chordata, Mammalia, Lagomorpha, Leporidae. Bases 1 to 978 code for a protein of 325 amino acids. Gene Ontology annotation, biological process: G protein-coupled receptor signaling pathway. Gene Ontology annotation, molecular function: G protein-coupled receptor activity; olfactory receptor activity.